AUGGCCUGGGGCCCCCUGGCUCAGCUCCUGCUGGCCUGGACGGCCCUGUCAUGCGUGGCGGGUGUCUGGGGCCGCUGGGACGGGGCGACGGAGGCUGCAGGUCCAGGACGUGUGCGCAGGCGCGGCAGCCCAAGCAUCUUGCAGGGGCCGAAUGUGUGUGGCUCUCGCUUCCACGCCUACUGCUGUCCCGGCUGGAGGACGCUGCCUGGCGGGAACCAGUGUGUCGUGCCUGUCUGUAGGCACGCCUGCGGCGAGGGCUUCUGCUCGCGGCCCAACCUGUGCGCCUGUGCCGACGGGACGCUGGCCCCCAGCUGCGUAGGGAGCCGAGGGUCAGCGUGCAGUGUGAGCUGCAUGAACGGCGGCAGCUGCCGGGGGGAGUCCUGCCUGUGCCAGAGGGGCUACACGGGCACCGUGUGUGGGCAGCCCGUCUGUGACCGCGGCUGCCACAACGGGGGCCGCUGCAUCGGGCCGAACCACUGCGCCUGUGUGUACGGCUUCAUGGGGCCUCAGUGUGAGAGAGACUACCGGACGGGGCCCUGUUUUGGCCAAGUGGGCCCCGAGGGGUGCCACCAUCACCUGACAGUCCUCGUCUGCACCAAGGCGCUCUGCUGUGCCACUGUAGGCCGGGCCUGGGGCCUCCCGUGUGAGCUCUGCCCUGCACAGCCACACCCCUGUCGCCGUGGCUUCAUUCCCAAUAUCCACACGGGGGCCUGCCAAGAUGUGGACGAGUGCCAGGCUGUCCCAGGCCUGUGCCAGGGGGGCAGCUGCGUCAACACUGUGGGCUCCUUUGAAUGCCGCUGCCCGGCUGGACACCUGCUCAGUGAAAACAGUGCCAAGUGUGAAGAUGUGGACGAGUGUCUCAGGGUGCCGGGCCUCUGCUCUGGGGGCGACUGCACCAACACAGUCGGGAGCUACGUGUGCACCUGUCCCCGUGGGUUUGCCAGCAGCCUGGACGGCACCCGCUGCCUGGACCACCGGGCCGGCACCUGCUUCUCGGCGCUGAUUACAGGCCGCUGUGCCGGGGACCUCGCCGGCCACUACACUCAUAGGCAGUGUUGCUGUGACAAGGGCAGGUGUUGGGCGGCUGGCCCAGCCCCUGAGCUGUGUCCUCCGCGGGGCUCUGAAGAGUUCCAGCGACUGUGCGUGCAGGGUUUCCCUCUGCUGCCCUCCUACCCUGGCCCCUUCCCUGGCCUUCCUGGCUUCGGAUCCAACGGCGUGGGUCCCGGCCUUGGGCCAGCACGGCACAGCCCCCACGGCUCCAAUGGGCAUGGGGUUCCCAGCCUGGGCCUCGGCGAUGCCAACAUUGGGACGGCCACACUGAACCAGACAAUCGACAUCUGCCGACACUUCACCAACCUGUGUCUCCAUGGCCGCUGCCUGCCCACCCCGUCCAGCUACCGCUGCGAGUGUCACGUGGGCUACACACAGGAUGUUCGUGGCGAGUGCAUCGACGUGGACGAAUGUGCCAGCAGCCCCUGCCGCCACGGAGACUGCGUCAACACCCCCGGCUCCUACCACUGCGGGUGCCAUGAGGGUUUCCAGGCCACGCUCACCAAGCAGGCGUGCGUGGACGUGGACGAGUGCGUUGUCAGCAGUGGCCUGUGCCAGCACGGCCGCUGCGUCAACGUGGAGGGCAGCUUCCAGUGCAUCUGCAACGCAGGCUUCGAGCUCAGCCCUGACAGCAAGAGCUGUGUGGACCACAACGAGUGUGCCACCACCACCAUGUGCACCAACGGCAUGUGUCUCAACGAGGAUGGCAGCUUCACGUGUCUCUGCAAGUCUGGCUUCCUGCUGGCGCCCGGUGGCCGCUACUGCGUGGACAUCGACGAGUGCCAGACACCGGGCAUCUGCAUGAACGGCCACUGCACCAACACCGAGGGCUCGUUCCACUGCCGCUGCCUGGGGGGGCUGGCAGUGGGUGUGGACGGCCGUGUGUGCGUGGACACCCACGUGCGCAGCACGUGCUAUGGGACCCUGGAGAAGGGCUCCUGCGCCCGCCCCUUCCCCGGCGCUGUCACCAAGUCCGAGUGUUGCUGUGCUAGCCCAGAUCACGGGUUUGGGGAGCCCUGCCAGCUGUGUCCCGCUAAGAACUCUGCUGAGUUCCAGGCCCUGUGCAGCAGUGGUCUCGGCAUCACGGCGGAUGGCAGAGACAUCAACGAGUGUGCCCUCGACCCUGACAUCUGUGCCAACGGCAUAUGCGAGAACCUGCGGGGCGGCUACCGCUGUGUCUGCAACCUGGGCUAUGAGGCGGGCGAGGCCGGCAAGGAGUGCAGGGACGUGGACGAGUGUGCCCUCAACAGCCUCCUGUGUGACAAUGGCUGGUGCCGGAACAGCCCUGGCAGCUACAGCUGCUCCUGUCCCCAGGGCUUCAGCCUCCGGCAGGACACUGAGACCUGCGAAGACAUCGAUGAGUGCCUGUCCAACCCGUGUGUGAAUGGCAUGUGCCAGAACCUGGCCGGCUCCUACUCCUGCGAAUGUGCCCCUGGCAGCCGGCUGGGGCCCUCCGGCACCGUGUGCCUAGACAGCACCAAGGGCACCUGCUGGCUGAAGGUCCAGGAUGGCCGCUGCGAGGCGAACCUGCUCGGAGCCACCUUGCGGUCUGCGUGCUGCGCCACCCUCGGGGCCGCCUGGGGGAGCCCCUGUGGACGCUGCGAGAUGGACCCCGCCUGUGCCCGCGGCUUUGCCCGCAUGAAGGGGCUCGCGUGUGAAGAUGUGAACGAGUGCGAGGUCUUCCCCGGUGUCUGUCUCAAUGGGCGUUGCCUCAACACCGCCGGCUCCUUCCGCUGCGAGUGUCCCCAGGGCCUGACGCUGGACACCACAGGCCGGCUGUGCGUGGACGUGCGCCUGGAGCCGUGUUUCCUGCACUGGGACGAGGACGUGUGUGGGGCCGCCCUGCCCGGCAAGUACCGGAUGGAUCUCUGCUGCUGUUCCGUGGGCGCCGCGUGGGGGUCCGCAUGCGAGGCCUGCCCGGAGCCCGAGUCCCCAGCGUUCGCCAGCCUGUGUCCCCGGGGGCUGGGCUUUGCCAGCCGGGACUUCCUGUCUGGCCGGCCCUUCUAUAAAGAUGUGAACGAAUGCAAAGCGUUCCCCGGCCUCUGCGUGCACGGCACCUGCCGCAACACCGUGGGCAGCUUCCGCUGCUCCUGUGCAGGGGGCUUCGCCCUGGACGCCCAUGAGAGGAACUGCACAGACAUCGACGAGUGUCGCAUCUCCCCCGACCUGUGUGGCCAGGGCGCCUGUGUCAACACCCCGGGCGGCUUCGAGUGCGAGUGUUUCCCCGGCUACGAGGGUGGCUUCGUGCUGAUGAAGAGCUGCGUGGACGUGGAUGAGUGUGCGCGGGACCCGCGGCUGUGCCGGGGCGGCACCUGUACCAACACGGAUGGGAGCUACGAGUGCCAGUGUCCCCCUGGACACGCACUGACGGCCCAGCGCACAGCCUGUGAGGACAUCGACGAGUGCUCCCUGAGGGAUGGCCUGUGUCCCCACGGCCACUGCGUCAACGUCAUCGGCGCCUUCCAGUGCUCCUGCCACGCCGGCUUCCAGAGCACCCCGGACCGCCAGGGCUGCGUGGACGUCAACGAGUGCGGCACUGGGAACGGCGGAUGUGACGUGCACUGCGUUAACACCGAGGGCAGCUACCGGUGCGGCUGUGCGCCCGGCUACUCGCUGAUGCCCGACGGGAGGGCCUGCGCAGACGUGGACGAGUGCGAAGAGAACCCGGAUAUCUGCGAGGGCGGCCAGUGCACCAACGUGCCCGGGGGACACCGCUGCCUGUGUUACAACGGCUUCGUGGCCACGCGGGACGCGGGGACGUGUGUUGACGUGAACGAGUGUGACCUGAACCCCCACUUCUGCCUCCACGGGGCCUGCGAGAACACAAAGGGAUCCUUUGUCUGCCACUGUCAGCCGGGUUACGUCAUCAGGAAGGGGGCCACGGGCUGCUCCGACGUGGACGAAUGUGCGCUUGGGGGACACAGCUGUGACAGCCAUGCCUCCUGCUUCAACGUCCCCGGGAGCUUCGCCUGCAGGUGCCAGCCGGGCUGGGCGGGGGAUGGCUUCGAGUGCCACGAUCUGGACGAAUGCGCCUUCCGGGAGCACCGGUGCAGCCCCAGAGCCGACUGCCUGAACGUCCCCGGCUCCUACCGCUGCGCCUGCCGUUGGGGUUUCGCCGGGGACGGCUUCUCCUGUGAAGACAGAGACGAAUGUGCGGAGGACAUGGACCUCUGCGAGAACGGGCAGUGUCUCAAUGUCCCCGGCGGCUACCGCUGCGAAUGCGAGAUGGGCUUCAGCCCCACGGAGGACCACCGGGCCUGCCAGGACGUGAACGAGUGUGUCCUGGGGAACCUCUGUGUGUUUGGGAGCUGUGAGAACCUGCCUGGAAUGUUCCGCUGCGUCUGCGACGAGGGCUACGAGCUGGACCGUAGUGGCAGCAACUGCACAGAUGUCAACGAGUGUGCCGACCCCGUGACCUGCUUCAACGGCCUGUGCGUCAACACGCCCGGCAGCUACCGCUGCAGCUGUCCCCCGGACUUCGAGCUGAGCCGCAGCGGGGUGGGCUGUGUGGACACCCGGGCCGGGAACUGUUUCCUGGACACGCACGACCGAGGGGACGGUGGCAUUUCUUGCGCUGCUGAGAUCGGGGUUGGCGUGAGCCGAGCCUCCUGCUGCUGCUCUCUGGGCCGGGCCUGGGGCACCCCCUGCGAGCUGUGUCCGGCCGCCAACACCACUGAGUACAGAACCCUGUGCCCAGGUGGCGAGGGCUUCAGGCCCAACCCCGUCACUGUCAUCCUGGAAGACAUCAACGAGUGCCAGGAGCUCCCAGGGCUGUGCCAGGGGGGCGACUGUGUCAACACCUUCGGCAGCUUCCAGUGCGAGUGCCCAGUCGGCUACCACCUCAAUGAAGACACGCGUAUCUGUGAGGACAUCGACGAAUGCUCUGUGCACUCGGGCAUCUGCGGCCCUGGGACCUGCUACAACACUCUGGGGAACUACACAUGUGUCUGCCCUGCGGAAUACCUGCAAGUCAAUGGCGGCAACAACUGCAUGGACAUGAGGAAGAGUGUCUGCUUCCGGCACUACAACGGUACCUGUUGGAAUGAGCUGGCCUUUAACAUGACCCGGAAGAUGUGCUGCUGCUCCUACAACAUUGGCCAGGCCUGGAAUAGACCCUGCGAGGCCUGCCCCACCCCUGCCAGCCUGGACUACCAGAUCCUGUGCGGAAACCAGGUGCCCGGCUUCGUCAUUGACAUCCACACGGGGAAGCCCCUCGACAUCGACGAGUGCGGGGAGAUCCCUGCCGUCUGCGCCCACGGUGUCUGCAUCAACCAGAUCGGGAGCUUCCGCUGCGAGUGCCGCACCGGCUUCAGCUACAACAGUGCACUGCUGGCCUGCGAAGAUGUGGACGAGUGUGCCAACGGGGAGGGCCCCUGCCAGCAGAAUGCCGACUGCGUCAACAUCCCCGGCAGCUUCCGCUGCAAGUGUGCUCCCGGGUACAAGCUGUUGCCAGGCGGGGCUUGCGUGGGACGGAAUGAGUGUCGGGAGAUCGCAAAUGUCUGCAGCCACGGCGACUGCGUGGACACGGAGGGCAGCUACACGUGCCUGUGUCACCCCGGCUUCCGGGCCUCAGCGGACCAGACCCUGUGCACGGACGUGGACGAGUGUGACUGGCAGCCCUGUGGAAACGGGACCUGUAAGAACCUCGUCGGCUCCUACACCUGCCUCUGCUUCCCCGGCUUUGCAGUGACGCACAGUGGAGGUUGCACAGACGUGGAUGAGUGCACCACCCUGGCAGGACAGGUAUGCCGCUUUGGCCAGUGCAUCAACACGGCUGGCUCCUUCCACUGCCUCUGCCAGGAUGGCUUUGAGCUCUCGGCUGAUGGGAAGAACUGUGUGGACACCAACGAGUGUCUCAGCCUUGUGGGAGCCUGCCUGCCAGGCACCUGCCAGAACCUCGAGGGCUCCUUCCGCUGCAUCUGUCCCCCUGGCUUCCAGGUGCAGAAUGACCAUUGCGUCGACAUCGACGAGUGCUUGGAGGAGCCCAACCUCUGCCACUUUGGCACCUGUGCCAACAGCCCUGGGAGCUUCCACUGCCUCUGCCCACCUGACUUUGUCCUGUCUGACAGCGGGCAUCGUUGUUUUGACACCCGGCAGAGUUUCUGCUUCACCCGUUUCGAGGCUGGAAAGUGCUCGGUGCCCAAAGCUUUUAACACCAGCAAGAGCCGGUGCUGCUGCAGCCAGAGGCCCGGCGAGGGCUGGAGCGAGCCGUGUGAGCUGUGUCCCCAGGAGGGCAGUGCUGCCUUCCAGGACCUCUGCCCCUUCGGCCACGGGGCGGUCCCAGGCCCAGACGACUCUCGGGAAGACGUGAAUGAGUGUGCGGAGAAUCCCGGCGUGUGUGCCAACGGCCUCUGUGUCAACACCGACGGCUCCUUCCGCUGCGAGUGUCCGUUUGGCUACAGCCUGGACUUCACGGGCGUCAGCUGUCAGGACAUAGACGAGUGUUCCGUCGGGCACCCCUGUGGGGAAGGGACCUGCACCAAUGUCAUUGGAGGCUUCGAAUGUGCCUGUGCCGAUGGCUUUGAGCCCGGCCCCAUGAUGACCUGCGAGGACAUCGACGAGUGCUCCCUGAAUCCCCUGCUCUGUGCCUUCCGCUGCCACAACACCGAGGGCUCCUACGUGUGCACCUGCCCGGCCGGCUACACCCUGCGGGAUGACGGGGCCAUGUGCCGAGACGUGGACGAGUGUGCAGACGGCCAGCAGGACUGCCACGCCCGGGGCAUGCUGUGCAAGAACCUCAUCGGCACCUUCGCCUGCGUCUGCCCCCCGGGCAUGCGGCCCCAGCCCGGCUCCGGAGAGGGCUGCACAGAUGACGACGAAUGCCGCGUCCAGCCCAGCCUCUGUGCCAACGGCCGCUGCGUCAACACCGCGGGCAGCUUCCGCUGUGACUGUGACGAGGGUUUCGAGCCCAGCCCCGCCCUCACUGUGUGCCACGACAUCCGGCAGGGCCCCUGCUUCUCCGAGGCGCUGCAGGUCGCGUGCCAGGCUCAGUUGAGCGGCGGUGAGGCGGCCACCAGGGCCCAGUGCUGCUGCGGGGGUGGCCGUGCCUGGGGGCCCCGCUGCGAGCUCUGUCCUCUGCCUGGCACCUCUGCCUACCGGAAGCUGUGCCCCCACGGCUCGGGCUACACCGCCGAGGGCCGAGACGUGGACGAGUGCCACAUGCUCUCCAACCUGUGUCCUCACGGCGAGUGCAUCAACACCCUGGGCUCCUUCCGCUGCCACUGCCAGGCUGGCUACACCCCAGAUGCCACCGCCACAACCUGCCUGGAUGUGGAUGAGUGCAGCCAGACCCCCAAGCCGUGUAUCUUCCUCUGCAAAAACACGGAGGGCAGCUUCCUGUGCGCCUGCCCCCGUGGCUACCUGCUGGAGGACGACGGCAGGACCUGCAAAGACCUGGACGAGUGCUCCUCCAGGCAACACAACUGCCAGUUCUUCUGUGCCAACACCGUCGGCUCCUUCACCUGCCACUGUCCCCCCGGCUUCACCCAGCACCACCAGGCCUGCUUCGACAACGACGAGUGCUUGACCCAGCCUGGCCCGUGUGGCCCCCGUGGACAUUGCCACAACACCCCGGGCAGCUUCAGCUGUGAAUGCUUUCAAGGCUUUGCUCUGGACAGCUCGGGCCGUGGCUGCGAAGACGUGGAUGAAUGCGACGGGCCCCACCGCUGCCAGCACGGCUGCCAGAAUGAGCUGGGGGGCUACCGCUGCGCCUGCCCUCAGGGCUUCACCCCGCACUCCCAGUGGAGCCAGUGUGUGGAUGAGAAUGAGUGUGUCCUGUCGCCCGCGGCCUGCGGCAGCGCCUCCUGCCACAACACGCUGGGUGGCUUCCGCUGCGUCUGCCCCUCUGGCUUCGACUUCGACCAGGCCCUGGGGGGCUGCCAGGAUGUGGACGAGUGUGCCCCGCGGGGCGGCCCCUGCAGCUACGGCUGCGCCAACACCCCCGGGGGCUUCGUGUGCGGCUGUCCCCGGGGCUACUUCCGGGCAGGGCAAGGGCACUGUGUCUCCGGCCUGGGCUUCAGCCCCGAGCCCCCGAACGCCCCAGAUGAUGAUGCCCAGCUGCUCCCGCCCGAAGCCUGCUACGAGUGCAAGAUCAACGGCCUCCCGGCUCGUGACCGGCCUCGGCGCAGCGUGCACGGGGACCACCAGGUGAGCCUGGCCAGCCUGGACUCGGAGACCCCGCUGACCAUGGGCCUGAACCUCUCACGCCUGGGCCGGGCCGAGCACAUCCUGGAGCUGCGGCCGGCGCUGGAGAGCCUGGGGGGCCGGGUGCGCUACGUCCUUGCCCGCGGCCACGAGCGAGGUUUCUUCCGCGUGCGUCACCUCCACCGCCUCAGCAUCCUGCAGCUGGGGCGUCGGAGGCCGGGGCCUGGAACCUACGAGCUGGAGGUGGUGAGCGUGGCAGAGCCCCGGGGCCCCAGGCCAGAGAGGCGGCCGGGGCCUGGCAGCCAGGCCUUGCGGCUGAAGGUGCGGCUGCAGCUGCUGUAG
Messenger RNA from Equus quagga, 8535 nucleotides. It is a transcript of the gene FBN3, whose product is annotated as fibrillin 3. Lineage: Eukaryota; Metazoa; Chordata; Mammalia; Perissodactyla; Equidae. The transcript is spliced from 64 exons. The coding region runs from base 1 to 8535 and encodes 2844 amino acids. Gene Ontology annotation, molecular function: calcium ion binding. The record is from RefSeq and is a predicted model, not a curated record.